UCUCUGCGAAGGUGCAUGGCAGAGCCUAUACAUGCUGACAGCCUGGCACUGCGGCAGCCCAGUGGGGAAGGACAACAAACAGCGUUCUCGGUUGCCUCUGGUUUAAACUGCCAGUAGCAGAGUCCAUCUGACUGGAGGCAGGCCCAGUGUGGAUAGCUGUGUUCUAACCAUCAGUCCUGUUGUGAAUUGAAGAUCAAACCUCAGGAUCAGGGUCUCCUAGAACUGAGAAUACAACUAUGUUUCCAAGAAGGAUCAUACCUGCUGGUAUUGCAUGCUUGUGCCACCACAUCCAACUUCAUCCAGGGUUCCGUGUAUGCCAAGCAAGCUCUUGAUUAACUGAGCUACAUGCUACGUCCCCAGCCUGAGAAGGGGCUCAUUUUCAACGUGGGGCAUGGCGGACAAGGAAACACUGCCGAAGCUUCGGGAAGACUUCAAGAUGCAGAAUAAAUCCGUCUUUAUUUUGGGCGCCAGCGGGGAAACCGGCAAAGUACUUUUAAAAGAAAUCCUGGGACAGAACCUGUUUUCCAAAGUAACGCUCAUUGGUCGGAGGAAGCUCACAUUCGAGGAGGAAGCAUAUAAGAAUGUGAAUCAAGAAGUGGUGGAUUUUGAAAAGCUGGAUGAGUACGCUUCUGCCUUUCAAGGUCAUGAUGUUGGAUUCUGUUGCCUGGGUACCACCAGAAGAAAAGCUGGAGCGGAAGGAUUCGUUCGUGUUGACCGAGAUUACGUGCUCAAGUCUGCAGAGCUGGCCAAAGCAGGAGGGUGCAAACAUUUCAACUUGCUGUCCUCCAAGGGAGCCGAUAAAUCCAGCAGUUUCUUAUACUUACAAGUAAAGGGAGAAGUGGAAGCCAAGGUUGAAGAAUUAAAGUUUGAUCGGCUUUCAGUGUUUCGGCCAGGAGUCCUACUGUGUGACAGACAGGAGUCUCGCCCAGGCGAAUGGCUGGCUAGGAAAUUCUUCAGCUCUCUGCCAGACUCUUGGGCCAGUGGGUACGCUGUGCCUGUGGUGACGGUGGUUAGAGCGAUGUUGAACAACCUGGUGCAUCCCAGCAGUGGACAAAUGGAACUUCUGGAAAAUAAGGCUAUCCUCCACCUGGGGAAAGACAGUGAUGUGCCCAAACUGUGACCAUGCUGGAGGACAUUGGUGAAAACCUCAGUGCCUGUCACCAAAUCAGUCAUUUUGGGCUCUAUAAAAAGUCUCUUUGUGGUCCUUUGUGGUGUCCCUCUCCUCAGCCAUGCAGCUCCGUCAGAAACUCUGCAACAGUUGUUGAGAGCCCCGUUGUUCAUGUAAGUCAUCCAGGAAGCUUUUGAAGAACAGGUUUAUAUCACAAAUCUAUACUUUGUUGGUUGCAAACAGGCUGGAGGUCCUGGUGCCUUCGGCUUCAGCUUUGAAGCACACCUUCAGAGCCACCUGAGCACAGGGGCCCUGGCACUCCAGGCAGGUGAGUGACGUUGAAGCUUGUUGGCAGUCUAGUCUCCUAGCAGUACGGUGCUGACAGGCUGCAUGUAGCCGUGUGAACACUGUGCCUUGAUUCUGUGUCAGCACAGAAGCUAUAAGACAAGCUUCUGUAAUUCACUGAGGAAUAAAAAUAUAUGGAGAAA
This is a messenger RNA of Mastomys coucha (southern multimammate mouse), 1596 nucleotides long. RefSeq names its product HIV-1 Tat interactive protein 2 (gene Htatip2). Bases 392 to 1120 code for a protein of 242 amino acids. The record is from RefSeq and is a predicted model, not a curated record. The transcript is spliced from 8 exons. Gene Ontology annotation, cellular component: cytoplasm. NCBI's taxonomy places the organism in Eukaryota, Metazoa, Chordata, Mammalia, Rodentia, Muridae. Gene Ontology annotation, biological process: import into nucleus.